Messenger RNA from Heterotrigona itama, 2223 nucleotides. NCBI's taxonomy places the organism in Eukaryota, Metazoa, Arthropoda, Insecta, Hymenoptera, Apidae. The record is from the annotation of a GenBank genome assembly.
AUGAAGAAGGAAGAAAUAUUCAAUGUUUCAAGUGAAUUCGAUCAAUCUAUUUCGAAGAUUGUCGAACUUCAUUAUGUAAUGAACUAUAGUUUAUUAUUUUUGACUUACUGCACCAGGGAAACCUUCUGGGCCGUGCUCGUCGCUUCUCCUUGCAGAAGUAGUUUUAAAAGAUCUGGUAAACCGCCGUAUUGGAGUGUCGUGUUUGCGAAGAAGUAUUUACCAUUGAUGGAGUAAAAGUACCAAGAUUAUUGCACUGUGGUCACACAGUGUGUCAUUCAUGCCUCUUACGACUGAGACCUUCUAUGACUGAUCAGCAGUUUUUAUUGUGUCCCUUCGAUAGACAGCCAACAGGCAUUAGUCAAAACAAUAUCUGCAAUUUAAAAAAAAAUUUUGCCCUGAUUGAAUUAUUAGAGAGACUGGAACAGUCCAAUAGUGAGAAAUUAUCAAUACUCGAAAGGGAGAGACUCCAAUCUAAUCAAACUUGUGAUGAAGAUGAAGCUCAUACGGCAGUAUUAUAUUGCACUAUUUGUAUGACUCACUUGUGUGAGAAUUGUGACAGUACCAUUCAUUCUUCGAAGACUUUAAGCAAACAUAAGCGUGUACCUUUGUCGGAGAAGCCAAAAGAAAAACCAAAGUGUCCGGUGCAUACAACGCAUGUGGCAGAAUUUACUUGCACUCAAGAAGGCUGCCACAAUUCCCUUAUGUGUUAUUUGUGCAAGGAUUACGGUAGACAUAGCACACAUAAGAAACGGUGAUACAAGAGUUAGAGGGAUGGGCAAUAGAAGAUGCAAGGCAACGAGUGCGUCAGCAUUUCGAGGAAUUAAGAACCUUGUUGGCUGAGCAAGAAAAUGCAGCUAUCUCCUGCAUCGAAACAGAAACGCGUGGGAGAUUGUGCGCUUUAAGACAGCAACAACAGGAUUUGACUACCACUAGGUCUCAAGUGGCGGAUGUGUGCAUUCAAUGCGAAAGUAUCUUGGAUUCCGAAGAUUGGAAGUUACUAAACAGCGCAACGAAAGUUAAAGAAGUGUUAACUACAUUAGAACAGCAGCAACAACAUUAUGCUCAACUUGGUCCAGAUUUUCUCACGCCUGAAUCCUCUAUACCUAUAAUAUUCAGCCGUGACAAUAGGGUACAUAUUGGUACGAAGAUCGACAUGCGCGUAGUAAUCUUGGGAUUGGACGGUGCUGGGAAAACAAGCAUUCUAUCAGCCAUGAGAGGCAUUACACUUUCUGGACCGCCGAUCCCUACGAUUGGCUUCAACGUAGAAAGUCUGGAGUACAAAAAUUUGGUAUUCACUUUGUGGGAUGUUGGUGGUCAACAGAAGUUUAGACCACUAUGGAAACAUUACUAUCACAACACGCAGGCAGUGAUUUUUGUAGUUGAUGCCAGUGACAGAUCUAGAUUUGAAGAAGCUCAAAAUGAAUUAUCAAAAAUUGUAAAUGAACGUGAAUUAAAAGACGCCUUAUUCCUUAUAUAUGCUAAUAAGCAGGACAUCACUGGUUGCGCCAGUGUCGAAGAAUUAACCGAUAUCUUAUGUUUGCAAAAAUUAUGUUGCGGUCGGGCGUGGCACAUACAAGGCUCGUCUUUAGUUACAAAUGCUUGUGGUUCUACGCAAGGUCUCGACUGGUUAACUCAACAAUUAGGCGCUCACGAAACCUUAUAUACAAUACCUACCGUAUCAAGGUAGGAAAGUGUCUGAUUUUAUAUUCAGCAACGAGGAAUUCCAGCCGUUUUAUCAAUCAGUUCAAAUCAGAGCUAAAUAGAAUCAUCAUGAGAAUUAAGGGCGAAGAAAUUUCACUUGCCAGAGGUCAAAACCGAGAGCGCAGAUUUCGUCCCUCUUGUACAAUUCUGGAUCAGAUGUGUAUUCGGGAUUAUCGAUCUCUGGGUGAAUCCAGGGCCCUUUAUAGUUUGGAUUGUCAAUUUGUUUCGGUUUCCAUUCACCCUGAAGAACAUAAAGGAAUCAGAUUAUCGAUCAUUGGAGCUUCCCAUUCUCCGUCCAUUUCAUCGUCCCAAUCUUCGGGUUUGGUGGCUUCGGGAUCGGGAAUAUGCUCUGGUUUGUCCCAAUCUUCUGGUUUCUGGUCAUCUGGAUCAGGGAUAGUGGCCUUAUCAUCCCAAUCUUCAGGUUUGCUCUGGGAUGGAUCCUUGAUCUUCUUUGGUGGAAGAAAGUCCCAGUCAGCUUCCAAUUCGCCAGACUCUACUUCUUCGUUAUCAAUUAGAACCUAG